Linepithema humile (Argentine ant) is the source of this 12683-nucleotide messenger RNA. Its product is annotated as ankyrin-3-like. Gene Ontology annotation, molecular function: protein binding. Lineage: Eukaryota; Metazoa; Arthropoda; Insecta; Hymenoptera; Formicidae. The record is from RefSeq and is a predicted model, not a curated record.
GGAAGAUCGAGAGAUAUCAUGGCCAUUUAAGAUAGCGGCCUGCCAAAGUUUCACAAAGAGCCAGGAUACAAAACAAAAAUGAUAUUUACUGCUGAAAAAGCGACACAGCGCAUUAUGGCAGAAAAAGAGAAAGGGAGAAGAGAAGAACUGGGGGGGUAGGAGGGGGUGCGAGAGGAAACCGGCGAAAACGGACGACGCAUGUGCUUCUCGCAAGGGGUGCGAGUGAGCCGGCAACCACCCUCUCGGUGCAGGCCGCCCCCUCCGCCCCUCUCCCGCCCCCCCGAGCGUCCGUCUUCCCUCUAUAUAUGAGAUCGUUGUCGCUCGAUUCUGCGCCGUUGUGCAUUCGCGCAGGGCGGCUCCUACCUCCUGACACUCUCUUCCUGGCGUCACCGUGCACGCACCCCCGGGGGAUCGUGUGCAGAAAUGGUGGCGUAACGCGCGUGGCCGGUGUUAAAGCGGAGAAGAGCGUCUCGUGCGUGCGCGACGGCCGACGACGUGCAAGUUUCGCUGCCAGAGCGGUCGAACGGCGCUUUCCCUGGUCUAGCCGUCAGUCACAAUGGUCACCGACAAUACCAAUCAGACUGAUGACACGACAGCAUUUCUUCGCGCCGCUCGGUCCGGCAAUCUCGAAAAAGUAGUCGAAUUUCUCAACACCGAUUUAGACAUUAAUACAGCCAACUCGAAUGGUCUAAAUGCCUUGCAUUUAGCUUCGAAGGAUGGUCAUGUUGAAAUUGUAACAGAGCUGUUAAAAAGGGGUGCGAAGGUAGAUGCGGCGACGAAAAAAGGAAAUACCGCAUUGCAUAUAGCUUCGUUAGCUGGCCAGUGCGAAAUAGUCAAUAUACUUAUUCAAUAUGGUGCUGCCGUUAACAUCCAGUCUCAAAAUGGAUUUACUCCUUUAUAUAUGGCUGCGCAGGAGAAUCACGAUCAAGUGGUCAAGCUUUUGCUCAGCAAUGGAGCCAAUCAGAGUCUCGCAACGGAGGACGGAUUCACACCACUCGCCGUGGCGAUGCAGCAAGGCCACGACAAAGUGGUCAGUGUACUCCUGGAAAAUGAUUCGAAAGGCAAGGUUAGACUGCCGGCUCUGCAUAUCGCCGCUAAGAAAGACGAUUGCAAAGCUGCUGAUCUACUCUUGCAGAACGACCAUAAGCCCGAUGUGACAUCAAAGAGUGGUUUUACUCCUCUUCACAUCGCCGCUCAUUAUGGAAACGAAGAGAUAGCACGGUUAUUAAUAAAACGAGGAGCUGAUGUAAAUUACUUAGCUAAGCACAAUAUCAGUCCGCUACAUGUGGCAGCAAAAUGGGGCAAGAAUAAUAUGGUGAAAGUAUUAUUGGAGAACUCAGCGCAAAUCGAUGCUAAGACUAGAGAUGGUUUAACCCCGCUUCAUUGUGCGGCGCGAUCAGGACAUGAACAAGUUGUCAGCACGCUCCUUGAAAAUUCAGCACCGAUCAGCGCGCGUACGAAGAAUGGACUCGCACCGUUGCACAUGGCUUCCCAAGGAGAUCACGUGGACGCUGCGAGAGUAUUGCUGUACCAUCGAGCGCCGGUAGACGAAGUGACCAUUGAUUAUCUGACUUCGCUCCACGUUGCCGCACACUGCGGACACGUUAGAGUCGCUAAAUUACUACUCGAUCGAAAAGCCGACCCAAACGCUCGAGCUCUGAAUGGCUUUACGCCGCUCCAUAUCGCUUGCAAAAAGAAUCGCAUCAAAGUAGUGGAACUCUUGCUGAAGCAUGGAGCGUCCAUCGAGUCGACCACCGAGUCCGGACUGACUCCAUUACAUGUGGCCAGUUUUAUGGGGUGUAUGAAUAUCGUGAUAUUCCUACUACAGCAUGAAGCCAAUCCUGACGUGCCAACUGUCAGGGGUGAAACACCCCUGCAUCUGGCAGCUAGAGCUAAUCAAACUGACAUUAUUCGAAUUUUGCUAAGAAAUGGUGCCAAAGUCGAUGCUCGUGCAAGGGAACAACAAACGCCGCUUCAUAUUGCGUCUCGAUUAGGAAAUAUCGACAUUGUCAUGUUGUUAAUGCAGCACGGUGCAGCUGUAGACACCGCCACAAAAGACAUGUACACGGCACUGCAUAUCGCGGCGAAGGAGGGUCAAGAAGAGGUGGCGGCCAUUCUUGUGGAGAACAAUGCUUCUCUCAAAGCUGCAACGAAAAACGGCUUCACACCUUUACAUAUCGCGGCUAAGUACGGAAAUAUGAAUGUUGCAAAUAUACUUUUACAAAAAGAGAGCAAACUCGAUGUUCAAGGAAAGAACGAUGUUACACCCUUGCAGUUGGCAUGUCAUUACGACCAUCCUAAUGUUGCGACUCUCCUAUUAGAAAAAGGAGCGUCGCCUCACCUUGCGUCGCAAAAUGGACACACUCCGCUACAUAUCGCUGCUCGCAAAAACCAGAUGGACAUUGCUUCAACUCUCUUGGAAAACGGAGCAAAUGCGAACGCAGAAUCUAAAGCGGGUCUCACCCCCUUGCAUUUAAGUGCACAGAAAGGCCAUUACGAUAUGACAAAUUUAUUAAUAGAGCACGGUGCCGAUCCCAAUCACAAGGCCAAGAAUGGGCUCACGGCGUUGCAUUUAUGCGCACAAGAGGAUUUUAUUAGGGUGGCCUCUAUCCUGAUGAAAAAUGGAGCCAACAUUGAAAGUCAAACAGAGACAGGUUACAGACCGAUACACGUGGCCGCACACUUUGGAAAUUUGGCAAUGAUACGUUUUUUGUUGAAACAUAACGCUGAGAUUGAUGUCAGAACUAAUCAGAAUUACACCGCGCUUCAUCAAGCCGCCCAGCAGGGCCACAUUCAUAUCGUUACCGCUUUGUUGGAGGGAAAUGCUUCACAUAAAGCACGCACCAAUGAUGGUUUAACAGCACUGAACAUAGCACAAAAAUUAGGAUAUAUCUCUGUGAUGGAAGUGCUGAAAGGUUUGCUUUAUGACAGUGUAACUCCGGAUAAUAAAAACUGGGAAGAGAAGUACAAAGUGAUAGCUCCCGAAAGCUUACAGGAGACUAGUUUCAUGUCCGAUUCAGAGGACGAAGGAGCUUCUGAUACAAUAAUCAAUGAACAGCCUUAUCGAUAUCUCACGGCAGACUUAAUGAAAAGUCUAAGAGAUGAUUCGUUGCCUUUUGAUGUUACUAGGGAUGAUCCUUCACAGUCACAUAAAGUUACGAAAACAGAGAAGCAAGAAUUUGCACAAAGCAAUAAUUACUGUUUAGCGGAAAAUUUCGAUAAUUCUACUGAUGGAUUCAGUCUAGGGAAGCUACAUUUCAAAUCGUUUUUAAUAAGCUUUCUGGUGGAUGCACGUGGUGGCACUAUGAGAGGAUGCAGGCACAGUGGUGUGCGCAUCAUUAUACCGCCUCGAAGAGCGACUAUGCCGAUUCGCGUAACAUGUAGAUUGGUGAAAGUGAACAAAGUGGCAAAUCCGCCUCCUUUGAUGGAAGGCGAGGCCCUCGGCACAAGAAUUAUUGAAAUGGGUCCAGUGGGCGCGAGAUUUUUAGGACCCGUCUUAAUUGACAUACCACACUUUGCGUCCGUUCAGGGGAAAGAACGAGAAAUUAUUAUUCUCAGAAGUGAGAACGGAGAAACUUGGAAGGAACACGAUAAUUCUGCAGAUAAUGAUGAUACUCUUCUUAACACAUCUUAUGAUCCUCAGAUGAGCGCAUCACACUCAGGUAGAAUCAUUCGUAUACUUACGACGGACUUUCCGCAGUAUUUCGCUAUUGUAACCAGAAUCAAGCAAGAGGUUCACGUUAUCGGCGCUGAAGGUGGCAUUUUAAUAUCCAGUGUAGCGAAUAACGUGCAAGCCGUUUUCCCCGCGGGUGCGUUAACAAAGAAGAUAAAAGUUGGCUUGCAGGCGCAUGUUAUUCCCUCUGAGCUCACAGCUAAGUUGCUUGGCAAUUGCGUCGCCGUAUCGCCGGUGAUUACGAUCGAACCCAGAAGACGCAAGUUCCAUAAACCGAUAACUCUUACGAUCCCCGUGCCACAAGCCGCCAACAAAGGAAUGAUCAAUCAGUAUGGCGGAGAGACACCUACGUUACGACUUUUGUGCAGUAUCGCAGGUGGAACCAAUGAGUCACAAUGGGAAGAUGUUACUGGUUCAACACCACUAUCUUUUAUGAAUGACAGAGUGUCAUUCACUACCACUGUUUCGGCAAGAUUUUGGUUGAUGGAUUGCAGAAAUAUCGGCGCGGUGCCGAAAAUGGCAACGGAAUUGUAUGAGGAAUCUUUACACGUGCCAUAUAUAACAAACUUUAUAAUUUACUCAAAGAGGAUGGACCUGUUGGAAGCUACAUUGAGAAUAUUGUGCAUGACUGAUGGCAAAGAAGGCAUUCAUACCUUGGAAAAACAAGAGGAAUUUACAGAAAUUGUUAAAAGUCGCGAUGUCGAGGCACUCGACGGGAAAGAUCUUUACAUCGAAUUUAGUGGAAAUUUAGUACCGGUAACAAAGUCUGGUGUGCAGUUGAAAUUCACGUUCAGGGCUUUCCGACAGAACCGAUUAUCAUUCCAUGUUAAGGUAAAAGAUCCAUUACUGGAUCCGGUAGCAAGAAUGUUAUUCAUGCGAGAGCCAAAAGUUGCUAAAGGAGAACCACCUCAGCAGCCAAUUUGUGUAUUAAAUAUUGUUCUUCCCGAAACUAUUAUUAAAGAUCGAAGGCAAAAGAAGUUAAAAGGUUAUGAAGAUUCUAAUAUUAUAAAUCAAAAACUAGAUUAUUACAAAUCAAAGUACAAAAUGGAACAAAUGGAGAAAACUGAUAAGCCUAAAGAGACUUCGCCAUCAGAAAAAAAAUUCAUAACCGACACGUUACAAAAGGAACAAACAGAUGCCGCUAUCCACGAAUCCUUUGCACAAAAAGCGACUUGUCCCUUAGAAUCCGUAGAUGCUAGUUAUCCCAGUAAAGUAAGCAUCGGUCAAUUGGAAGCGGAUCUGUCGCCCGAUCUCGAGAGGCAAACAUAUUCAGAGAAACGUAAAUUUUGGGAGGAUAUCUCGAGGAAGCGCGAAAGCUAUCAGCGUUCUGAAUCCGAGGUUUCAAGAGCUUCCCAAUUAACUAUCAACGAGAGUGACAGCGAAUCGUGUUUGCCGAAUAUUGUGUCUGAAGAGGGUGAUGGAACCACGGAGGGAAUCUCGGAAGUCCUAAGGUCGGAGACCAUCGAAGAUAUCAAUGUGCCUGACAUCUCGGAAUGCUCGGUGGCGGAAAAGGCACACUAUUUUGAAGAACAGAUACAGAAAGAAAUGGGAAUAGGAACAACGAGGUUGCAGGACUCCGUCAAAUCAGAAAAAGAUAAGUCUUUCUUUAAAGGCAAAUCAAUCGAUGAGCAGAAAAAUCGUGUUGAGAAAAGUGUUUUAGAAACGACGAAGGACAUUGAUAUCGAGGAGAAGCAUCUGGUGGAAGCGAGAGAGAUAGAGAAAAUUUUGAAAACUAGCACGGAAGACGUCAAAUGGAUGAAGGAAACACAAAAAGAGACAAAAGAUACCGAUAAGAAAAAGAAGGAUACAGACGAGGAUAAAGGUAUGCGUAAAGAGAUUCAGAAAAUAAUAGCUCAACCGGUGAUGGAGAUUUGCAAGGAGUUAUUGAAUAAGGAAAGAGAACUCGCUGAAGAAAUUGGGACAAAGAACAAAAUAGAAAAAAAUAUAAAACAAGAAAGUAAGAAAGAAGUUAAAGAAGAGAUUACAAAGCCAGAAGAGAUAAUGAAGCAAAAAAAAUCCGAUGUAUCGAUGGAUGUUCAAGAAAUUGUAGAAGAAUCAAGACCGGAGACACCGCAAAAAUCGGGAAGGAAAAUAAUAACGGAAGAAACAACAAUUAUUUACAAAGUACAAAAAGACGGAACUUUAGUGCAAGAACAGGUUCUUAAAUCGGUGCAAAUUGAAGGAACGGACGGCGAAUCAGUAACGCAGAUUCCAGAAGUUAGUGAAGAAACAAAGAUAUUUGAAAAGCAUUUAGCAGACACUGCAUACGAAGUACCAACUACAGGUGACAUUGAAAAAACAGAUAUUAAGACUGAAUUGGUUCCAUCAGACGUUAAAAAGGAAAUUAAGCAAUUCUUCGAAGUAAAAGCAGAAAUGGAAGAAAAGAAAAAGACCGAAAAUGGAGAAGGCAUAAAGUUUGAAUACGACACAAGUCUUGACAAGGAAAAGAAAUCCACCGUUUUCACAGAUGGCAAAGAAAUAAAGAAGGAGUUUGAAUCUCGUAUUCCAAUUUCUACAGCAAUGGCCGAAAAGGAUAAGAACCAAAAAGAGACAAAAACUAAAGUGACACCAGAGAAACCAGAGGAGAAAUUGUCAAGAAGUCCGAUCAUGGAAAAGGACGCCGCUUCACCGUCUAGCAAGAAAAAGGAAUUCGAAUCUCGGAUACCUAAACGCAUCACAGAAGGAAUGACGAAGGAGAAAGAUGCGAGGAGAGAUCUGCUAGGGCAAAAAGAUGGUGAAACUAUCACAGUCACCGAGAAAAAAUCCAGUGAGGAGGUUACUUCGCGACAUGAGGAACGCUCGACCACAAAAAGCAAGAUGCAAACGUUCUCUAAGACUUUUACUGAUGUACAGGACGCGUUCAAGAUAUUCGAGGAUAUAAGUGCUAAAAAAGAUAAAAAUUUUGCUACGGUCACAUCAAAGGUCGACACCAAGGCUACCAGUAAAAUAGAGAAAAAAGAAGUGCUCUCGUCGGAGAUUUCUAGCGGCGCGGAUAGAUUUAUAACUCAGGAGGAGAAGGAGAAAGUGGAAAGAAAGAAAUCAUCGGAGUCUAAAUUCACUAAAGAGUCAUCGGUUGAGACUGUAAAGGAGAAGAAAAGCAAAAGUGAAGAGGUGGAUAAAACUACCACGCAGAAGAUGUCAAUGAAUAUGACAGAAGGCAAAGAAGUGAUAGAUGCUAGUGCUGCCGAGUCCCUAGUAGAGAGCAAAAAGAAAGAGUUGUUCAAACUGCUGGAGGAUGAGAAGGGAAUCGCGACAGAGAAAUCUGGAACUAGUAGGAUCAGAGAAAGUGACGUUGAUGUGGCGAUUAAGAUCAAGAAAGAUGACACAAAAAAAGUGAAAGAUAUUAAGAAAUCGCCUAAAACGGCUAAAGAAACAGAACUGGGAAAGGUUGAAAUGAUUGCGCAAGGACAAUCUUACAAAGAUAAUUCGGAUAGUUUUAAGAUUGAACAAUUUAUACCUAGCGAGAAAGCACAUGAUAAGUCUGAUUCGGCUGAAAAGUCUGAAAAAGAUGAACAACUUCCGAGCAGCAAAGCUCCGGGAUCUCUCGAAAGGAGAGAACAAUUGGUCGCCAAAGAACUCGAAGCGCGAAAUAUAGCGGAGGAUCUGAUACAAUCAAUUGAAAGCGAGAUUGAGAGGAGAUCAUCGACGUCUGGAUUGAAAUCUCAGAUGCUAACCAAAGAAUAUUUAGAUCAAUUACUCUCCGAAAAUGUUGAUACUGACCAUGAGAAACUGGCGGACGAUCUAACAAAACAAUUCGAAAGCAUAAUGAAGAAAUCCUUGGAUGAGGAACUAAGAGAGAGCAAGGAUCAUUCGAUUGCGGCAGCAGCGCUAUCAAAAACAUCUAUUCAAGAAGAAAUAUUUGAGAGAGGAUCUACUAGAGAUAGUAUAAGCAUUAGUGAGGAUAUAACGAAAGACGAAGAAUCGUCGCUACAUGAUCGAGAAGACAGUUUACCAUCUUCGCACGCUAAACUUCAGGAUAGAGACAUUACCAUGAGUCCCAGUAGCAUAUCCGAGCAGAUUGAUCUUGAAGAAACAAUAGACGUAGACACUGGAGAAUUGGAGGAUUUAUCGAAGCCUACGUCCAGUCCGCAUUCCGAAAAAUUCCGAUCAGACAGAUCAAGUGGGCCAAUCGAGCUACUUCAAAAGGAUGUAUUCAGUGAUACCAGUUUCUCGAAAGAUAAGAUAGUGUCAGAGAUCUCAGGUGCUAGAGUACUGGAAAUUCUGGAACCAGACGUAGACAGUCGACAGGAUUCAGUCGACGUGCCAUCUUUAGAGCUUGACGAGCACAAAGUUUCGGAGCAAACCAGUAAGGACGCGCCAUCCUUGCAUGAGAGCGCGGCCGUAGACUCCUUAGAAAAGAUUGUCCAAGAGAAGGACUUGACUGUUACUUCGAGUAUAGUAUCCGAGGACAUGGAUUACUCUUCGAAGCGUGUUUCAUCUCCGAAAGAGUACGAUACAGAGGACAGACAAAAAACAGACAGUUUCGAGAUCGAGAGUCCGCCAUUGAUCUCGCCGAAAACAAAAUAUGUAAGCAAUCUGGAGAUCAAACCAGUGAAUUGGAUGAUCGGCGACGAGAAGAUCGAGAUAUCGGAAACACUGGAGCCUUCUCAAGUAUUUAAUCAAGAACUGGAAGAAUAUGAGUCAUCCAUACGACAUGCCCGUACUUCAUCGCAGGACGAAUCUAUGGACCAGGAGUCUGUCACCAAAUCUUCGGAGGAGAUUAGUGUGAUCGAAUCAGUUAAGGAAUCUGUCACCAGUAGCGACAUCAACGUAACUAUCACGGCCACCACGGCAAAGACCACAAAAUUUACUGUAGUCCCAGUGACUGAAUCAGAUUUCGAUAGUGAAAUGAUAGAAGAUAAGCUGGAUGUUACUUGUCAAGAGUUGGUCGAUACCCUGCAACGGGAACAUGAUGCUAAGACGCCGACGGACGAAUAUACAGCCAAGAUACGUCAGUCUAUGCCUCUCGAGGAUUUCGACCUAGAAACGAGUAUUACUGAAGCUGUCACGGAAGUAAUACCCACAGAAGAGGAGGAAGCAAGAGACUUAACUGAGGCUAUAUCUGCAAAAAUUAAUAAAGUUAAAGAACCUGAUGUUCAAACAGCGGACAAAGAAGUUUCUGAACGAGACAUUUCUGUACAAAUAAAAACUGUCGAAUCGGCCAGCAAAGUGUCUACAAAGAAAGAAGGAGAUUUUGCACAAUAUAUCACAGCUGAGAAAACACAGAAACAGCAAGUGAUUGAACCUACAGAUCAAGGGACACAAAAAUCCAAAAUUACAAAAGAGAUAAAGGAAACUGUAGACACUUCUGCAAAAGAUCCCGUAAAAGAAGAAUUCGAACCACCGAAAUGUGCGAGAGUUGACGACGUGUUGAAGGAGUGGACAGAGACUUAUCUGACGAAGAUCAAACCACCUAGCGAAGACUACAAACGACACAUGGAAAAAACCAUCGAGAAGCACGACAAAUCCAGCAAAUCCACUUCUUCUGAAACUUGUGCCUUCAAAAUAAAAAAGGACGAUCUCCAGGGCGUCGAUCUGAGUGCGCGGUAUGCGAUAACAGUGCUGGAUCAAGUAGUAAAAAAAGAGAUUGCCGAAGUAAAAGAAUCCUUAGAAGCUGCCAAACAAGAUUUAAUAGAAGAGCUGAGCGAGAAUAGCCAGAACGUGAUUCAGAUCAAAGAUUCGCCCUCGGAGUUCCAGUUCAUGCUCCAGCCGGAAUCCAUCCCAAAUGAUUUACCAUUUUUAUACAGACCACCGUCCAUUGAACAUGUUUCUGCGGAGGCUGAACCGGAAGUUGAUACUGAAAUUACUACGCAGAGCGAAUUGUCGAUGGCAAAAACUCAAGAACUCGAAAAAGCAAAACACGAAGUGGAGAAAAAGACUGUCGACGAUCAAUUGGUUGGUCAAAUAGUUGAUAUUGUCGAAAAUGAACCAGUUGUUGCAGUUAAAGCACCUGAAAUUGAUAUCGAGAAACACGAAGAUGAAGAAACCAUAACGGAUCUUCAAGACGAUCAACGGGAAGAUGAAGACGAAGGUCGUCCUAGUCCGCUUCCUAUUAGCAGGUCAUCAGACAUCGGUUCAGAUAUCGACAGUUACUCUUUGGCACCACCUCAGCCGGCACCCAGGAGACGUCACAAACCGACUAGGAUAUCGAAGAAAAGCCAGGUGUCAAAGACUUCAGAAAGCGAGGCAGAUCUCGGUUCAAGUUCCGGUGAGAGCAGCAACUACCAGUCUUGCGAUUAUGAGAGCAGCAGUAGACCCAGUUCAUCUGAUGUUGAAGCAAUGCAGUCCGCCGCGGGUGGUGUGCAAUCUGGAACUAUUUCAGAAUACGAGACAGCAAUGAUGUCAAUUGAGCAUGAGGGGUCGAAGACAUUGCCGACGUCACAGGAGUAUCAGACUGCGGCAAGCACGUUGAGCUCUCGCGAAUCCAUGAAAUCUCUAAAUUCUCUCAGCUCGGGCCACCUCGGCAGCAUCGAUAGUACCAGCGAGCUGUCGGAGACGCUGGUGCCGUCAGAAGAAGCGGACGAGGAUAAGGACGACAUAGACGAAAAUUUAGAGAGCGCGUUGGACGCAGAUCAGGAACUGGCUGAAGCAUCGGACUCUUCUGGCAGUGAGGAGAUACCGCUGGAUGAAACUAUGGACAAGAUCGACAGUCAUAUACCAUGUCGUAUGAAGCGCUCGUCUGAAAUGAUUUUCCAACAGAUCAUGGAUGACAGUGUAGAAACUGAGAUGUUAGAGAAAAGUCAAGCUAGAGUUGCGGACUCGGCCACUUCUGCCUUCAUGGACACGCCCGGAGCCAUUCAAUCGGUCGACAUAAUGACGUCGCGAGUGUCCGAGGACGGGAUUCAAAGUGUAUGUACGCAAGUAAUCUCGACGCGAGUUACCAGGCCUAGCGAUAGUGAAAAAUCUGAGGAGGAAGAAGCGGAAGUGGAUAAGGACACGAAAAAGGACACGGAGACGACAGGUGUGGAAAGUCUAGAACAGAAAUCGGGUUUUGAGAUCACCGGAGACGAAGGUCUCGAAUCGACGUUGCAAGCGACAUCCGUCCAUUCAAUGCUACAGCAGGCCAGCAUGUCUCUGUCUUCAGCAUCGGGAAUGUCCUUUGACACAGUCGUGGAGAAGGACAUAGAAAAGGACAUAGAAAAGGACAUAGAAAAGGACAUAGAAAAGGACAAGUCCGAGAAUGACAGUGAUUCCUUCGAGUUCGUGGACAAGCCUGAUAUUAUCGACGACUUUGUGGUGAUCGAGGAAGUCGGACGGGAGGCAGAGGAGUUUGAUUCCGAGGGUAAGAGUAUUCGUAUUAGCUCAGCACCACAGGUCAGCAGCAAGCAGUACGACCGCGAUCUGGAGAACAUGAUAACGGAGAAGAAAAAGGAGGACUCGCAGGUGUCGACGAGUCAACCGUUGCGGAACGAUUUGUUCGAUUUCGAGUCCGAGGAGAGUCCACCCCAGGCGUCGAAUGACGAUCAAUCACAAUCUUAUUCCGACGAAGAGCAGUACGAGGGUAAGAAGUGGAUAGAGAUGCAAUUUCAGGCAGACGCGCGGGCUUAUGACAUCGAGUACGACCGCGGACCGCUAGAAGACAUCAAGGAAGAAGAGAUUACGGACUUCGAGGCCGGUAGUAGCCGCUUUGGCAGCUUGGGCAGCCACAAAGAGUCCAUUGGCAGCGUGGGAAGUAUGCGCGGUAGCUUCGGCAGCACACCAGACUACGACGUUUUAGGAAAGAAGUACUUCACCAAGCCUACGGAUCACGACAACGUGUCGUUAACGUCGUUGCAGGAAUUCGAACAUCUGGAAAGCUCCGUAGCGGCUGAGAACUCGCGGAAGGCUCAAAGCGGCUCGCAAGAUUCCAGCAGCAACAACGGCAGUCUUCCGAGAAGAUACAUGACGAGUCGCUCUGGUCACGGCGACGACAUUUCGUUAUCCUCGCUUAAAGAUUUUGAGGGCUUGGAGAAAGCUUGUCGAGAGGCACAUCUGAUGGAGCUGCGGGCACGCGAAGAGGAAGAAUUGCUGGAGCACGAGAGUCCGGAGAACAAGUUCAAAAUGGAGAAUCUAUCGCGCUCAAGAACGGAGACUAGCGCGGCUGGUUCAGUCAACCCUAGUACCUCCGGAUCAGACGACUAUGAGAAGAGAAUAAAAGAAAUUGACGAGAUAAUACGCAUUGCACAGUCCAAUGUAGAAAAGCUUGAUCGGCAAGACGACACCACGGAGGACAUAUCGCAAAUCGAGGCCAUCGAUGUUGAGAAAAUUGCUGCUCAGCCGGUUUCGGAGACGCUUCCAGAAGAGAGUGAAGAACCCGACAAUGUUCAAGCAGCACAAAAGGAAAGCAAUAUUAUGGAGACCAGUACAGAUUCCUUGGAACUGGAAGACAAUGCGGAGACAAAGUAUCAUCCGUUAUGCCGAAGCUCCGACUCUCUAGAGAUGAAGACGACCUUGGACUUUCCGUCACUGAGUUCGGACUCGUUAAAUAACGUGAAAGAUACAAAAGAAAUGACGCCGGACACCGGUGGACAAUACAGUGGCAACGCGAGACGAAUUUCUUCCGAUUCUCUCGAGAUGCCUUUAAUGGAGCAACACGAGAGAAGUAGUGGUCAUCAUAUAGAAGAACGAGCAGCGGUUGACAGCUCUGUUGGACAAACAUCUUUAACAGACACUAGCGCAAAAAAUGGCAAAACCAAAACGUCAUCAGGCAGCGAUACAUAGGAAAAUUUUUAAUAGAUAGCGGACCAUCAAGAAGGGCUUUGCUACGAUUUCAUAAUUAUAUUACCGAAUAACUCAAGAAGCUUUACAUGUAAAACACGAUAUUAAAUAUAAUGUACUAAAAAACUUGUGGAUAUACAAAAUAAUAUUACAUUUGUCCUUGUUUUAUGCGAUGUCUUCUGAAAGCAUUUAUAUUAUGCUUAAAUAAAAUAGUUGCUAUUCUUUAAAAUAUAAUAUUGUUGCGCGGGAUAAGAAAGUCGGUGAUGCUUGCUUGUUUAUCAUUAUUAAAGUUGGACAGACAUAUUUGUUGUAA